Molecule: messenger RNA, 897 nt
Organism: Phytophthora nicotianae INRA-310
Lineage: Eukaryota; Oomycota; Peronosporomycetes; Peronosporales; Peronosporaceae
Exons: 1
Coding region: 90-845 (251 amino acids)
Molecular function (GO): peroxidase activity
Source: RefSeq, a predicted model, not a curated record
GCUCUCGUAGUGUCUCGAGAGCUGGAAACGCACCACCCGAAUGUCAUUCUCCAAUUCGCUUUGGCCUACGCAUACGUAUUCACUUCUCCAUGGUGUCCUUCGUCAACUGCAUCGUCGCGGCCGCGGUCGCCGUCGUCUCCUUCACCAGCCCGAGCGCGGGUCUCGACGUGAACCUCCUGCCGGAAGGAACGUACUUCAAGCCUGCCGACCGCAUGGUCUCCGGCGUCGUGGGCAACACGCGGCCGUUCCGCCGCUCGCCGUGUCCUGCACUCAACACUUUGGCCAACCACGGCUACCUGCCGCGCAACGGCCAGAACGUCACCAAGGCUGUACUCGGCCCCGCCGUCAUGUCCGUCUACAACCUGGGCGAGGACGCCACCGCCACGCUACUGGCUCUAGUGCCCGAUACCUUCUCGCUCGACUACCUGUCCACACACAACAUGAUUGAGCACGACGCAUCGCUCAUCCACAACGACGUGUACUUCGGGGGCGACCCAGCCCAGGUGAACCUCACGCUGGCUGAGCAGCUACUCGAACGCGGAGCGUCGAGCGGCAAGAUCGGAGUGACGGAGCUUGGAGCUGCGCGCAAGGCGCGUCUUGCGGACAGCCUCGCCAUCAACCUGAACGUCACGUUUGGCUCCACGCAGCAAACGCUGUCGUUCCUCGAGGCGUCGAUUCUGGUCCUCGGAUUCGGCUCCAAGAACAACGAGACCGUCCCGGUCGACACGGCUCGCUCCUUUCUCGUCGACGAGAAGAUCCCGGACGGAUGGGAACGCGCCUCUAGUGCCAUCAGCGCCGCCGAGGCACGUACGACUGCCGCUAAAAUCGCUGCUGCCUCUGCUUAAAAUCUAUGUAAAUCCCCUAGCAAGCACAACCUAAACAAUAUCGAGUAAUGCA